UUUGUUGUUAAAAACACUUUUGUCUGUGAUUUCUUAUCCAAAAAAAAUUCUAUAUAGAAGUUAAAUUUUGAUAUUUUUUUUUCUCUUUUUAAUUCUUAAAAUAUUUUGUUUACCUUAAAUUACGUCUUCAAAUGUCUUUAAAUCUGUGCACAUGUAUAUCGGUGAUGAAUAGGAAACGGAAAAAAGAUCGUCGUCAUAUUGCACAUUAUCGUUCAUAUCAUUUUGCAAAAUAUUUGGGUUUGAUUGGAUCAUUGAUUAUAUGUUUAGGUCUUGGUCUUUGGUUUAUGGUACGACCGGAAGCAGUUGAGGCUAAAUUAAUAGCAACAAUAACGGUCACGGCCAUCGGUUUGAUCGUAUUUUUUAUUGCCACAAUUUUAUUUUUUAAAUCAGCCUAUCAUACCUUUAUGGAACAACGUAAACAAAGUGAUAAUACAACUCCAACAACAUCACCAUCGGCAACUAAGGCACCACAAUCAUUACUAUCAGUGCCAUCAUCACCAAAAUCAUCAUCAUCACCAUCAUCAAAUACUCGAUACUAACUGUAAACGAAAAUGACAAUGGGAUGAGGAAGAAAUUGAAAUCGAAACCAAGUGAUUUAUUCAUUCAAAAUAUUUUUUUUUACGAAAAAUGAAAUUUCAACGAUGUCGAGAGACAAUCAAUUUGUCGGCUUUCAUUUCAUUCAUUCAUUCAUUCAUUAGUUUCAAGAUACACACACACACAUGCAACAUGAAACAGGUUUUCUUCAAAUGAUGCUCACCUUUCAUCAUUUUGUUUCGAAAUCUCUUUUGAAAUUGUGUGUUUUGAUUUCUAACGAUUUAU
Molecule: messenger RNA, 819 nt
Organism: Dermatophagoides pteronyssinus (European house dust mite)
Lineage: Eukaryota; Metazoa; Arthropoda; Arachnida; Sarcoptiformes; Pyroglyphidae
Source: RefSeq, a predicted model, not a curated record